This is a messenger RNA of Solea senegalensis (Senegalese sole), 3917 nucleotides long. It is a transcript of the gene tbc1d22a, whose product is annotated as TBC1 domain family, member 22a. Gene Ontology annotation, biological process: activation of GTPase activity. The coding region runs from base 134 to 1816 and encodes 560 amino acids. Lineage: Eukaryota; Metazoa; Chordata; Actinopteri; Pleuronectiformes; Soleidae. The transcript has 14 exons. The record is from RefSeq and is a predicted model, not a curated record. Gene Ontology annotation, molecular function: GTPase activator activity.
CAGUAUCAACAUGGCAGCUUUCUGAGUUUUGGUGGAGGGAAGGUGGUGUAAAUAAACACAUAAUUCGUGUUUCACAGACAACGACAUCGUUCGCGUGUUCGUGUUCGGGACUGUCCGGAGCCGCGGAGUGAAAAUGUCGAGUGAAGGAAACAGGAAACAGUUCUGGAAGCGAAACGCAGCUAAGGUUCCUGGCAGCAUUCAACAUGUAUAUGGAGCACAACAUCCACCGUUUGACCCGCUCCUUCAUGCUAAUCUAAUUAAAGCAGGCAACAAGCCUCCUCCUGCCACGCCAGGCAAGCCCAAGAAGGCGACCACCUUCCAGGAGUUUGAGAGCAUAACCAGUGAUGCCUGGGAUGUCGGAGAUGAUGAUGAUGAGCUGCUGGCCAUGGCUGCACAAAACCUCAACAUUGAGGUGGUCAUGGAGACAGCCAAUAAGGUAAUAGAGAAUCACAGCAAGCAGCAGGAGAGACAGAGGCUGGACGACUCCACAGAGCUAGAGCAGAGAGAAGAGGACACACAGGAGGAAACGGCAGAGGACGAAGAGGAGGACGAGGAGGAGGAUGAAGAGGAGGAAGAGGAAGAGGAGGAGGAGGAGGAGGAAGAGGAGGAGGGAGACGUGACCAGCCCAGAGGUGUCGUUUGCCUCCCAGAGCAGCCCUUAUACUGAUGGUCGCCUGGUUAAGUCCCAAAGCGAAGCUCCAAUUGGGUCACCUAAAGAUGCAGCGGGUGAGUGUGCAGCCCUCCACAGACAGCGUUCUCUGCCUCACCGGCCACCCGUUAUCCCACUAGUGGCUCGCAUGGCUGACCAGAACACAUCUGGCACCCCAGCCAUGACAGAGAGGGAAGCGUCCCGCCUGGACAAGUUCAAACAGUUGCUGGCUGGGCCCAACACAGAUCUGGAGGAGCUGCGGAAACUCAGCUGGUCUGGAAUUCCAAGACAGGUCCGGCCGAUCACAUGGAAACUCCUUUCAGGUUACCUGCCAGCCAAUGCAGAGAGGAGAGAGAGCGUCCUACAGAGGAAGAGACAAGAAUAUUUCGGCUUCAUCCAGCAGUACUACAACUCCCGCAACGACGAGCACCAUCAAGACACAUACAGACAGAUUCACAUUGACAUACCGAGAACUAAUCCCCUUAUUCCUCUUUUUCAACAAGCUUCUGUCCAAGAGAUUUUUGAGCGGAUCCUGUUCAUAUGGGCCAUUCGCCACCCGGCCAGCGGCUACGUGCAAGGCAUCAACGACCUGGUCACACCGUUCUUCGUGGUCUAUGUCUUUGAGUACAUUGAAGAGGAAGUGGAAAACUUUGACGUGUCCAGUCUCCAAGAAGAGGCCCUGAGGAACAUUGAGGCUGACAGCUUCUGGUGCAUGAGCAAACUGUUAGACGGCAUCCAGGACAACUACACUUUUGCCCAACCUGGGAUCCAGAGGAAAGUCAAGGCCCUGGAGGAGCUGGUCAGCAGGAUUGAUGAGUCCGUUCAUCGCCACAUGCAGCAGUACGAGGUGGAGUAUUUGCAGUUUGCCUUUCGCUGGAUGAACAACCUCCUGAUGAGGGAGCUGCCGCUGCGGUGCACGAUCAGACUGUGGGACACUUACCAGGCCGAACCAGAGGGCUUCUCCCAUUUCCACCUCUACGUGUGCGCAGCCUUCCUGGUGAGGUGGAGGAAAGAGAUUCUCGAGGAGAGGGAUUUUCAGGGGUUAAUGAUCCUCCUGCAGAACCUUCCCACAAUGCACUGGGGUAACGAGGAAGUUAGCGUGCUGCUCGCCGAAGCCUACCGGUUGAAGUUUGCCUUCGCUGAUGCGCCCAACCACUACAAGAGAUGAUGAGUGUGGCUCAUCUGCAGUUGCUCCCAAUCCCUUCCUUCUCCUCUUACUCCUCCUCUUUCCUUCCCCGCUCUCAUCUACUGAACCUAAAGGCCUCUCUAUUCCUGUAUGGAAGGACCUCCCCUAUUCUUAACCCCUUUUCCCAAAUCGCCCCAAUGGGCCUUUCAGCAACUAAGAGAUUCAAAUCAACCAAUGACUUGGAGGAGAGGACAGGCGGUGUCGUGUUCUAACAAGUUGAUGUGGAGCCUUUUUUUUGUCUUCUUCUUUUUUUUUUUUUAUUAAGUUUAUUUUUCUCUGAUCAGCUCUGAAAGGUGCACUCCUACAAUUGCAGUCAUAGUGCAGAACCCUCAUCUUCAUCACCGAAGACCACAACUUUGUGUUUGUUCUGCUCUUGCCGACACCCCAGAAUACAACCUCAGGCCUGAUGUGGGACUGUGAGCUGGUGCUCAGCAGUGCCUGAGGUCUCGGGUGCUUCUUUUCUGCUUUCUCUUGUUGUUUCCAGUACCAUGGCAAUAUAUUAUUCUUUGUUCCCCAAGGCAAAAAUGUGACCCUUUGUCUUUUUCAGUUUGCAAAGACAGAGAGUGACGAGUGGCAAAAAGGGCACAGCUCUAGAUGUUUACGUGUCUGAGCCCCUCUCCUGGUCAACACAGAACCUGAAGGAACAGGAACUCGACUGUUUUUCUUCCUUGUCUUCACGGGGGAUUGUUUUUUUUUUUGUUUUUCAUAAACACAUCAGGAUUUUACAUGGGAAGAAAGAGAGAGAAUGAGAGAUUGUUAGUCUUGGUGGGGUAUUAUCAUGUCUUCUUCCUUCCACAAACCAUGCACACCGGUUAAAUCGACGUAUUUUCUUCUUCUUCUCCCACCAUCGCCAACAUAAGAGACAAACAGAGGUCAGGAGAGUCGCACAUACACAAUAGCUAUUUAUUUCCACUCGUUAGGAUUCCCUCCAACCUAACUAUACAGUAUGUAAAGUCUUAUUUAUUCCUGCUCCUCCACUCCUACCUCAGAACACCGUUAUAAAAACACGCUCAUUAGAGCGUACGAAGACCGUAAAUCAUUAUCAUGUUCAUUGUAUCAGAAAAAGACUCACACCAUCACAUACCCUUCAGUUCGGUGUCAAAACACACUGCGGUUAAUUCAAUUAUUUAGCACUUGGCAUAGGAAGACUUAUUUGUGAAAUUGUGAAAAACAACAACGAUUUUGCCUUCAAUAAGGUAUGUAGUAUAUUUCUUUCUCUCUUACAGGCUUUAUUUUCUUCUCAAUGUUAAAAGGUUAAGCGAUCUUUUCCAGUGGUUCGGUGUAAGUGGACACCAACAGUGACAUGUGUUAGCCAAAAUAAAACUUUCUGACUUUUUGAAACAUGUUACUAACCUGAACCCAUGUGCAGCAGUUUCAAUUUACCUUAAAAGUUAUACUUUUAAUGAAUGUGUGUAUUAAUUAAUAAGUUGCAUGUCAUCAGAUGGUUGUGGAGAACAUCCUGGAGUUGUACUGGGUACACUUACCAAAUGCUAAAUUGUCUUAAUAUUUUUAGAUUUCUUGAUGCUUUUUGUUGCACUAAAUCGCAUAUUUCAUGGAUUCUUUUUUUUUUUUCGGUCACAUGGUGGGCAAAAUCAGUUUUAACGCUGAGAGACUUGGAAAAUCAAAACGAUGACAAUAUAGUCUUUUGGUUUUGUUUCUGCACAUACAUUAACGAAAGAGCAGGUGUACUUAAUUAUGGCCUUAUUAUUGUUAUUAUCUGUGCAUCUGCUGUUUUUGUCAUCUUUGUCACAUUCAAAGCAUGUGUCUUAACCAAAGUCACUGUCACCAGAAUCGGUGUGAUGUUGGGAGGAAGUGAUGUGGAUGUGAUCAGACGUUCACGGCACAACACGUUGCUGUACUGUAGAUGUUUGGAGCCUAUUUGCGGCUCUUGACAGGAUCCAUUACUGUCAGCGAGCUCCACAAAGACGGUGUGCAUAGAUUUGUGGGAGACACAUGUGUCUCUUUGGAGGUUUCUGAGCUUAUUUUCUUUCUUUUUUUUGUGAGAGCUGCCAGUCCCUGAUCGCACAGUGGGAUAUUUUCUUUUCUUCUUUUGUCAACUUCACCAGUUUCACAGACACAGAAG